Messenger RNA from Paecilomyces variotii, 1173 nucleotides. RefSeq lists its product as hypothetical. Bases 184 to 1014 code for a protein of 276 amino acids. NCBI's taxonomy places the organism in Eukaryota, Fungi, Ascomycota, Eurotiomycetes, Eurotiales, Thermoascaceae. The transcript has 4 exons. The record is from RefSeq and is a predicted model, not a curated record.
GGGUACCUAAGGUAUGUACUUACCACAUUUGGACUAACUAGGGAGAAGUAGGGCGGUUAGGCACGUGACUAACACAUGUUGUAUGGUUACCUAACCAUACAGUUACUAUCCUAGACAGAAGUCUUGGAAAUUCAAACCAUCUGCCUUGUAAUACACCCACUUCAUACCUAUCUGUUGUCUAAAAUGUCAUCUUAUCUUGGGACACUUUUUGCGAAACCACACAAGUGGGCCGCCCUCCAUCGAGAUCUCCUACGAGUCAAGGAGGAUCAAGUCUCUUCUGAGAGAUUAGUUGGCUCCACAUAUCUGCCGCAAGAUGGCGAUCAAGAAUUUGAAGCUAUCGCUGCGGAUUUUGCCAAACCAACAAGAGAGGAUUUUCUUGACGGCACGAUCUUAUUUAAUUGCAGAGAGAGUCACUUCUGGAGUGUCUUUGACAUGCUCAGACCGAUGAUGCGACUGGAAGAAGAAGCAGAAGGAGACCAACCUGACAGCCAAUAUUUUCGAAUGUCGAAAUAUACAAUGGGAUAUCUCAUCAAUGUUCUUCUUGCGCAGGUCCACUUAAACACAGGGUUUGUUUUGCUUCGAGACUCGAAGAUCAGUUUUCACAUCCAUUCCUGCGGUGUUAAGGGUACUUUGAAGCCUGCAGGGGUUCUCAGCAGGUGCUCUGACCUCAGAAACAAAAUAACGCUUCCACUUGCCACGUUUUCGAAAAAUAAAGAUACCAUCUGUCACGAAAUCCCGCAAAUCCUCAUACAGGCUGUAUUAAUGUUCCAACAGAAUCCAACACUUAAAACCUACCAGCCAUUCGCACUCCGGGUCGAUGGAACUAAAAUUCAGCUUAGCUCUGCCCCAAUACCUCAAACAUACAUCCAGGACCUCAGUCGCGGUAGUCCACUUACUGGAGAGCUUACAAUUCUUCACUCUGUGGCUUAUGAUCUACGGAACCCCGAGGAGCGAAGGGAGAUCUCGAGACUUCUUGUUGGUCUUCUGAGACGCCUUGAUGCUGCAAAUUUUUAAAUAUUUAACAUAACACCGCUCCUUGCCAAAUUGCGAUUCGUGGAGAAUCCUUCAGACACCCUGAUAACCCUAUAACUUUUUGCCGGAUGCUCCUUCCGUCGCAACAGGGAUGUCUUAUAAAUUGCAGCCAUCCGUUGUUCGUUCCUCCCAUUGGCCUUC